Andrographis paniculata is the source of this 1533-nucleotide messenger RNA. Its product is annotated as ATPase GET3A. The record is from RefSeq and is a predicted model, not a curated record. Bases 222 to 1298 code for a protein of 358 amino acids. Gene Ontology annotation, cellular component: GET complex. The transcript is spliced from 7 exons. Gene Ontology annotation, biological process: post-translational protein targeting to endoplasmic reticulum membrane. Lineage: Eukaryota; Viridiplantae; Streptophyta; Magnoliopsida; Lamiales; Acanthaceae. Gene Ontology annotation, molecular function: ATP hydrolysis activity; ATP binding.
AAAGCGCCCAUGAAGACUCGAACGAGAUUCGAGUUGAAGGUAGAGGUAGCUUUCGAAUACAGCCACCGCUCCUGAGAUUUCUCGCGCGACAGUCAAGCGCAACGUCCGCCGUACUCCAAACUGGUGGUGUUAAGUUCCCGGCGGGCGUGGACCUCUGAUAGGAGAGUAGAGAGAGCAGUUGUGGACAUUAGCAGCGGUGUAGGUGUUCUGUCUGUUGAUCGAUGGGUUCCAACGAUGAAUUGCUGGAGGGAAGUGUGGAGAAUAUAUUGGAGCAGGAUUCGUUGAAGUGGAUUUUCGUUGGGGGGAAGGGAGGUGUUGGGAAGACUACGUGCAGCUCGAUUCUGUCAAUCUUGCUGUCGCGGGUGCGUUCCUCCGUGCUCAUCAUCUCCACUGAUCCUGCGCAUAAUCUAAGCGAUGCGUUCCAGCAGAAGUUCACCAAGAGCCCCACUCUUGUUAAUGGCUUCUCUAAUUUGUAUGCUAUGGAAGUCGAUCCUACCGUGGAACAAGAUGACAUUACUGGUGGAGAGAAUGCUGGAUUUGUGUCAGAUUUAGCCAAUUCCAUCCCAGGAAUUGAUGAAGCUAUGAGCUUUGCUGAGAUGCUCAAGCUAGUGCAAACCAUGGAUUAUUCUGUCAUAGUGUUUGAUACUGCUCCUACUGGACAUACUCUUCGGCUGCUACAAUUCCCUUCCACCUUAGAAAAAGGGCUUGCCAAAAUGAUGAGUUUGAAGAAUAAGUUUGGUGGCUUGUUGAGCCAGAUGACUCGUAUUUUUGGUGUUGACGAUGAGUUUGGUGAAGACGCUAUACUUGGAAAACUUGAGGGGAUGAAAGAUAUGAUCGAACAAGUGAACAGGCAAUUUAAGGAUCCGGACAUGACAACUUUUGUCUGCGUUUGCAUUCCAGAAUUCCUUUCUCUUUAUGAGACCGAACGCCUUGUUCAGGAACUGACCAAAUUUGAGAUCGACACACACAAUAUUAUCAUCAACCAAGUAAUUUUCGAUGAAGAAGUGGUAGAGUCAAAGUUGCUUAAAGCCCGAAUGCGCAUGCAGCAAAAAUACCUGGAUCAAUUCUACAUGUUAUAUGACGAUUUUCACAUAACUAAGCUACCAUUGCUUCCACAAGAGGUUUGUGGUGUCGAAGCACUGACAGCAUUUUCGCACAAUUUCUUAUCACCAUACCAACCAUCCAUUACCCGGGGAACAGUAGAAGAGCUGGAGCAGAGAGUAUCGGCACUGAAAGAGCAGCUAAGGGAUGCGGAAGCAGAGCUGGAAAGAAUGAGAAAGGGCAAGCAGAAAAUCUGAUUCAGACAAGAUCCCAUCAAUGGAGCAAUCUGGUCGAUGCUCUGUAGAUUGCACUUCUCCGAGAGUUCAAUUCAAUAUAUGUAACUUUGAGGGCAUAUCAUAUCAUACAAGUUCAACCAACAUGUAAAACUAUCUGAACUCCUCCCCCUGUGUUGAUGGAUUCUUCAAAAGAUUCAUUCUUGAUUUGCUUUGCACAUCUUGCAAUAAGAGAUCAAACAGUGUCUUUCUUGAUUAA